Molecule: messenger RNA, 597 nt
Organism: Penicillium riverlandense
Lineage: Eukaryota; Fungi; Ascomycota; Eurotiomycetes; Eurotiales; Aspergillaceae
Product: mitochondrial 54S ribosomal protein mL59
Exons: 2
Coding region: 1-597 (198 amino acids)
Cellular component (GO): mitochondrial large ribosomal subunit
Molecular function (GO): structural constituent of ribosome
Source: RefSeq, a predicted model, not a curated record
AUGUCGUCGCCCUCGUCUCUGGUGGGGUCGCUCCCCAUCCGCCUGCGCAAUUUCCUCGCUCGCUACCCUCCGCAAAUAUAUUCCGCGGCUGUCGCGCCGCGUCCAACACCCCCAGAGACCGACGCCCCGGCCGAGACAACCCUUCCGUCACCAUACACGCCAAAUCGUGAUGCAAAGGGCACCCACAAGCCAGACCCCACUGCCUACUCUCCCUCCAUGUCCCUCCUAUACAACAAUCCAGAGGCACCCAAUCCUUUCCUGCCACGGAAGGACAACCGGACGGGGAAAUGGAUGGCACCACGAUUUGGUCUGCGACAACAAGCAGACCUGGUGAAAUUGGCCGCCAAGUACAAGGUGGAGGAACUGUUACCCCCUGGACGCAAGUCAACUGAGUUCAAGGCAACCCGGCUUGCGGAGCGUGGCUUGCGCAUCAAGGGUACGGGUAUUGGACAAAAGGUCAAGGGACACAAGUGGGAGCGGACGAUGGAAUCGAGAUUGGAGGAGCGCCGGAAGGCAAUGACAGAGAUGCCGGAGAUGAUUCGGUUGUGGAGGCAGAGAGGACAUGGCCGUGGCUGGAAGCAGUGGCCCAAGCGGUAA